AGCUUAUUUCCUGGAAAAUGGCUGCAUCAUCGCGUGAAUUAUCUCUCGUACCCUGGUUUUCCGAGAAACGAUACUUCACCUGUCUCCGAUCCCGCGUCUAGUCCGUUGUAUUUGAGGCACUGACGGAGAACUGACGGAUUCUUGGUGCUUGACCAAUAGUCGCCGUUGUUAUCUUUUCUCGGAGGCAAAAGAUACAUCUGGCCCAGAUUAUCUGGACCGGGGCUUUGUAGAGGAUAUUUCGUUCAUAUGCAUACAUAUUGUCAUGGAGUACAGGCGUUGUAUUCUGCCAUGGCCCUACCUCCGUCCGUACUUCGAAUGUAUCACGGAGAGUGAGAAUAACCUUCAUGUCCAGUGUAAACUCUGUUUGCCGAAGGAGAAGUAUUUGUCUGUGGGGAAGAGCUCCAAUUCGAACUUGAGGAAACACGUGAGGUCCAUACACCCCAACCGUAUAUUUGAAAUGGACGGACACUUCUCACCUAUUCGCCGAAGACGACCAUACUCAGACGUCUUGUUUCGAACGAACAAAGUUUUCCGCAUGUAUGCAGAAGAUCAAGGCGAAUACAUAGAACUGGCAACGGGAGACACUCCCAUCCCUUCAAUGCCAGACACUCCACCAGAAGACACGGCGUUGUGCGUUCGUCUCAGCGAGGUCCGAUCCCUCGCUGCUCCGCCCACACCGCAGGCGUCGACCCAGACCAAGAAAGAAGACUUCGACAGAGCCAUGCAAAUGAAGUCCUGCCAAACGACACCUAUUUCACCACCUGCCACAAGGACAGUCCUAGCAAGUCCUGGAAGGACAGUCGUGGCAUCUACGCCGUCAAGCUAUUCCGAACGAUUCAGCGAAGAUCCCCCAACCGUUCCCGAGUCCCGUGACCACGCGAACCGAAGUGCAGAAAUGCCGCAGCUUAUUCGAGCGGAACAUCAAGCUGAUGUCCCAGCACAUCCUUCGACCCAACCAGGGGAACCUUACAAUAGAUCCCGCAAGCGUUUAGCGACCCCGUCAACGACAUCGUCGCUCGCAGAGCGCAAGGCUACGGCCGAUUUAGAGAUCCUGAUUGCGCAGCGGAGAAAAGUUGAGUCCGAGUUGAAGAAGCUAGAACUUGACAGACGUAAGGUUGCGGCUGAAACGUUACUGCUCACUGAAGAGGUAUACAGGUGCGAAGAAGAAAGGAAGAAACUCAGGGCUGAGGCCGACUUCUUCCUCCAGGAGAAGCUGAGGUCUGAAGAGGAAGGCAGGAAAGCAGCAGCGAAGGCCACUCUACUUUUGGAACACAAGAAUUUUUAUGUGGAACAGCAGAAGACUGAGAUGGUACGACGAAGAAUGCUUCUGCUGGAACUCAAGAAGGUGAAGCAAGACUUCAAUCUUCUUCGGUGACUCUGUAAUCAGGAACUGUGUACGUUGUACAUACGCGCACGCGUUUCAUUUUCCUCGUUGAUAGCGCCACUUAACCUAGUAGCACAUAUUGUGAAUUGAAUUGAAUUGAAUUUAUUUAAACUUUACAAAGCUUAAUGGGUAGUACAGUUCAUACAGAUGGAGGACCCAGAGGGAAAAGUUUCCCGCUUUGUGGCCUCGAUGUUGUACCAAUGUUGUGAAUAUUCUCCAGUGUGGGGCAACAUUUAUCAACAUUUCACAACGUUAUGCAACAUUAUCAAACGUGGACCAACAUUACUUGACAUUCAGCGAUGCUCAUGCGACAUGGCAGAGCAACGUUAGAGGAACAUUGCAGCUCUAUAUACGUUUCCCAAACGUUGUUUAUUGUACUUUCCCGAAAUCCUCAUCUCCUUCCAACAGGGCUCCUGCGUGAACUCUGAACAUUCAUCUUCAUCAUCACUCACCAUCUUCUCCCCCUCAAGCAAUGGGAUAGGGUGCUGCCUCAGCGGCGAAACAUCCCUCUACAUCAUCAUUGCUUAUUUGUUGUUGUUUCCAGAAACAUAUAACACUGCCCGUAACACUCUUACCAACAAGGUAAACCUACUGGUUUCACAGCUCCGCUCAGCAGGUAAUCACAUUAGAGACGGAAGCCUGAAUUAAAAGCACAGUGUAUGACAUGAAGGGAUGUCAGGGAUGUUGCGAAUUGUUCACGUUGUUUUGAAAGAAGUUGUCUGCGAAGAUCUUUCGUAGAGGACCGAGCAGUUUUCAGAAACUUGCCAUGCCUCCUUAACUUAAUGUCGAGUCCAUCUUCGGCGCCCGAAACAUGAAACAAUACCCUGCUUGAAUCGCCUAAAUGUCUGGGAGGUCGCUACACACCUCGUUUGUCUGCUCAUAAGACUAAACCGGAACCUCCGA
This is a messenger RNA of Ornithodoros turicata, 2287 nucleotides long. RefSeq lists its product as uncharacterized. The record is from RefSeq and is a predicted model, not a curated record. The transcript has 3 exons. Gene Ontology annotation, molecular function: DNA binding. The coding region runs from base 263 to 1375 and encodes 370 amino acids. Lineage: Eukaryota; Metazoa; Arthropoda; Arachnida; Ixodida; Argasidae.